Messenger RNA from Ectocarpus sp. CCAP 1310/34, 1044 nucleotides. NCBI's taxonomy places the organism in Eukaryota, Phaeophyceae, Ectocarpales, Ectocarpaceae. The record is from the annotation of a GenBank genome assembly.
AUGUUCUAUUUCCUCAUGACAGUUAAGGUGGGAGGCGAGAGCGGUUCCGCAGACACGGCGCGGGACCCCCGCGGUUUCGCGGUGAAGUUCUACUCGGAGGAGGGCAACUGGGACCUGGUGGGUAACAACACCCCCAUCUUCUUCAUCCGAGACCCCAUCCUAUUCCCCAGCUUCAUCCACACGCAGAAGCGUAACCCGAGGACCCACCUCAAAGACCCCGAUAUGUUCUGGGACUUCAUCUCGCUGCGCCCGGAAACGACCCACCAGGCAAGCAUGGCUCCCAGGCCCCGAGAGUGGGGCACGCCCGAUGGUUACCGACACAUGAAUGGAUACGGCAGCCACACCUUCAAGAACGUCAACGCACAGGGAAACGCGGUAUGGGUGAAGUACCACUUCAAGACCGACCAGGGAAUUCGCAACCUUCCCGCCGGAGAGGCCGACGUGAUGCAGGCCACCAACCCCGACUACGCCAUCCAGGACCUGUACAACGCCAUCGCCGAUGGCAAUCCCCCGAGCUGGACUGUUUACGUCCAGGUUAUGGGCCUCGAGGAGGCUGCUCGGUGCAGCUUCAACCCGUUCGACGUGACCAAGGUCUGGCCGCACGCCGACUACCCGCUCAGGGAGGUCGGACGCAUGGUCCUCAACCGGAACCCCACCAACUACUUCGCUGAGGUGGAGCAGAUGGCGUACGCUCCGUCCAACAUGAUUCCGGGAAUCGAACCCUCUCCGGACAAGAUGCUUCAGGGCCGCUUGUUCUCGUACAACGACACUCACCGCCACAGGCUGGGGGCCAACUACCAGCAGAUCCCGGUCAACCGGCCGUUCAACGCCAAAGUGCAGCCCUACCAGCGUGACGGGCCCAUGCGCGUGGACGGCAACAUGACCGACGCCCCUAACUACUUCCCUAACAGCUUCUCUGGACCCGCGGCCGCGGACCCUUCCCACGCGGGCUGGCACGCCGAGAGGGCCACGGGGGACGUGGCUCGCUACCCCACCGGAGACGACGACAACUUCACCCAGGUGUCCGUCUCUCUCUGGUGCUAG